AUGGCUUCUUCUGCGAUUGCGAGAGCUCCGGGUGCUACGACGUGCCGUAGGCUGAGGAUAAACCCUAACAACGAGCUUAGACCAGAUAAUUACGAGGAUAUGCAUCUCGAUUUCCCUAAUCCUGUUUAUAAGAAUCUCGAGAAGUACUUGCCGCCAGACAUGUUGGUUUCCAACAGGGAGGAGAAAGUGAGAUUCAUGACUGACAUUAUGCACAGUCAUCUUCCUAACGGAGAGCGUUCCAGGGCUCAGAGGCACAAUGACUAUAGGAGUAAGAUAGUAUCAAACUAUCAGCCACUUCACAGGGAGCUUUAUAAUCUGGUUCCCAUACUAUGUUUCGUUCCUUCUUUCCUAAAUGCGGUUAAUGAUAACACAGAGGAUAGCUUCAGAAGCAUCAUAUCUGAAGCGUCUCCUGGUGUUUUUGUUUUUGACAUGCUCCUACCUAGCUUCUGCGAGAUGAUGCUUGAAGAGGAUUUGUCUUUUAUUCUUAUCUGGUAUAUAGGUUUGUGCGCCCUUCCAGCUUUCUGGGUAAAUUACAUACUCUUGCUUCAUAAGCUAUUGGCGAGAAGUGGAGCUGAUCUUGCUAAUCUGUUGAAUGAGGCUGCUAUAUUGGCUGGAAGGCGUGCGAAGACGGCGAUAUCGUCUAAAGAGAUUGAUGACUCUAUUGAUAGAAUCGUUGCUGGUAUGGAAGGAACUGUGAUGAUUGAUAGCAAGAGUAAAAGCUUGGUUGCUUACCAUGAAGUUGGUCAUGCCGUGGGUGGAACAUUGACACCAGGACAUGAUGCUGUGCAAAAGGUGACGUUGGUACCAAGAGGACAAGCGAGAGGUCUAACUUGGUUCAUUCCAUCAGAUGACCCUACUCUCAUCUCCAAGCAACAACUCUUUGCAAGAAUUGUUGGUGGACUCGGUGGUAGAGCCGCUGAAGAAAUCAUCUUUGGUGAGCCUGAGGUUACUACUCUCGCCGUUGGUGACUUGCAACAGAUCACCGGUUUGGCUAAGCAGCUGUUAAUAUCAAAGAAGAGGCUAGCGUCUCUACGUUACUGA
Molecule: messenger RNA, 1041 nt
Organism: Eruca vesicaria subsp. sativa (arugula)
Lineage: Eukaryota; Viridiplantae; Streptophyta; Magnoliopsida; Brassicales; Brassicaceae
Source: the annotation of a GenBank genome assembly